AUGGCCCAGCAGCUGGACCCCCAGGAGCAGGAAGAGCUGAUAACAACUGGCAUCAGAUUUUUCCCAAACUUUGGAUUCCGACAGACUCCUGGCCUCAAGAGUUUUGCAGGGUGCCUGAGCAAUGUCCCCAUGAUACUGCAGCUUCUCUCCUUCACACUCUUCACGGCUCUCCUGGUCUUCCCUGCAGGGCGCCUGAGCAAUGUCCCCAUGAUACUGCAUCUUCUCUCCUUCACACUCUUCACGGCUCUCCUGGUGGCCGUCCUCGUCCAAGUCUCCAAGAUCCCCAGCUCCCAGGAGCAAGUGCAGCAGGAGAUGUCCAAGGAACUAACUCAGCUGAAGGCUGGGGUCGCCCGCCUGUGCCGCCCCUGUGCCUGGGACUGGACAUUCUUCCAAGGAAACUGUUACUUCUUCUCCAAGUCCGAGCGCAACUGGCACGACUCCGUUACCGCCUGCGAGGAAGUGGGGGCCCAGCUGGUCGUGAUCGAGAGUGCAGAGGAGCAGGACAUUGAACCCAGUCAUGGGCACAUUUGUGUGCACACGUUCAGGACACGCAAGACAGAUAAGCAGGCAGUCCCGCCUGUGCCGCCCCUGUGCCUGGGACNGGGUCCCAGCCCUGACCCGCCUUCCCCAACAGCCCGCCUGUGCCGCCCCUGUGCCUGGGACUGGACAUUCUUCCAAGGAAACUGUUACUUCUUCUCCAAGUCCGAGCGCAACUGGCACGACUCCGUUACCGCCUGCGAGGAAGUGGGGGCCCAGCUGGUCGUGAUCGAGAGUGCAGAGGAGCAGAGCUUCCUACAGAGUCAGACUUCUGACAGUAAGCACCUCACCUGGAUGGGGCUCUCAGACCUGAAACAUGAAGGCACGUGGCACUGGGUGGAUGGUUCACCUCUGUUGAGCAGUUUCAAGAAGUACUGGAAUGAUGGGGAGCCCAACAAUAUCGGGGAUGAAGACUGUGCAGAAUUUAAAGGCAAUGGCUGGAACGACGUACUGUGUAAUACGGAAAAUUUCUGGAUCUGCAAAAAGCCGGCAGCUGCCUGCUCCAGUGACUGA
Galeopterus variegatus (Sunda flying lemur) is the source of this 1050-nucleotide messenger RNA. RefSeq names its product CD209 molecule (gene CD209). NCBI's taxonomy places the organism in Eukaryota, Metazoa, Chordata, Mammalia, Dermoptera, Cynocephalidae. The record is from RefSeq and is a predicted model, not a curated record. The transcript has 9 exons. Bases 1 to 1050 code for a protein of 349 amino acids.